AUUAACAUUUUCCAAUCGCCUACUAAGUAGCGCCAACUGUCAAAACGGGUUGCUACGAUCGCCGCCUGUUGAGUCCGAUUGGAUACGGGAAAAUCACACCUGAAAUCCAGAAUUUUCUUCAUUCGACGAAAAAAACAGUUCAAGUUGAAAGGAUUCUUUCACGGUGUGUGUGCGUUUGUGGUUCAAUUCGCUGAAAUUCAGUAACAGCAGCCAGCAAAGAAAGAAGUUCACAAGCCAGAACGUAUAGAGAACACACAGACUGUUUGUGGUGGACUAUCAGCCAGUGCAGAGCGAGCUAACCGACGCGACCUGCCCCCUCAUCAUAGCCAGUAACGAGCGCUCGCGCGAGGAGUAGGCCGUGAGAAAAAGAGAAAGCAUCGAGAACGUCGUCGCCUGCUUCGUUUGUCGUCCUCCGUCAAUGUGGAUGAGUGUGCAAAUAUCUAUCAGUGGUGAUAUCUGCUGAAGAAGUGGUACACAGUUUUAUUGUGCUCUCGUGGUGGAAGAAAAAGAAAAUAUCCAAGCAAGCCGAGAAAAAUAGUGGCUCCUCUGUUACUUUUCUAGCGGAGAAAGGAAAAACCUGAAGUGCAAGGUGCGUUGACGAAAAAUUCCUGGUGAAGCACUGAUCGCCAUUGCGGGAAGAACUGAAUAUUGUUCGAAAGCGAGUGUGGUGAAAAUUUUCGUUCCCGGGUGAAAUAGGACGGUUCUACGGACGGGAGCGAAUUUCAAGUGGAAAAUUCACAAGGAGGCAGAAAAAUCGACUCCGAAGUAGCAGCGAAACUACAGCGGGAAUCCCAAUUCUAGUAAAGGACGGAAACGGCCACUGCCGGACGAGUCGUGCUCUACGGCUACGGAACCCGCCCAAUGCAUUAGCGCCCGGUCGUGGGGGAAAUAUGAGAAAUGCUGUAACAACCUCAACAAGGCUUGCUGCGCUUCCCACGACUACUGCGACGACCACCACGAUAGCAACGUAGGUGACGCCCGGCAUCGAUUAACUCAUCGCCGCCCAUCGCUAACGGAACAAAAGAAUUGCACACGUGUACGCGCGCGGGCAUCAUCCCAUCACAAGUGGUUCGUGACUUUGAGCGCGCGCGAGAAAGGGGUUUCGUAACUCCACCACGGAUCGAGACGCGACUUGAAGUACGUGAAACGUGAUUAGUGGGUGAUUGGAUUUUUUUUUUCUGUUAUUUAAAGGUUGCUUGUUACGUUUGUGUGUUUCUUCGGCGGUGGUUCGAUUAGUAAUUGGACGGCAAAAUUCUCGCCAGCCUAGUGAACGACAUGGCUGCCCAGCCAGCUUGUACCCGGUUUUCGGACAACUAUGAGAUAAAGGAGGAACUAGGAAAGGGUGCAUUCUCGAUUGUGAAACGAUGCGUACAGAAAUCAACGGGAUUCGAGUUUGCGGCCAAAAUCAUCAACACAAAGAAGCUAACGUCCCGGGACUUUCAGAAGUUGGAACGGGAAGCCCGGAUAUGCCGCAAACUGCAACACCCUAACAUAGUGAGACUGCACGACAGCAUUCAGGAGGAGAACUACCACUAUCUAGUGUUCGAUCUGGUGACCGGUGGUGAGCUGUUUGAGGAUAUCGUUGCCCGGGAGUUCUAUUCAGAAGCCGACGCGUCGCACUGUAUACAGCAGAUCCUGGAAUCAGUAAAUCACUGCCAUCAGAAUGGGGUCGUGCAUCGGGAUCUGAAGCCGGAGAAUCUACUGCUAGCUAGUAAGGCCAAGGGUGCAGCCGUCAAGUUGGCCGAUUUCGGUCUAGCGAUCGAAGUCCAAGGAGACCAACAGGCAUGGUUCGGUUUUGCCGGAACGCCCGGUUACCUCUCGCCAGAAGUGCUGAAGAAGGAGCCAUACGGGAAAGCGGUCGACAUUUGGGCUUGCGGUGUUAUCCUUUACAUUCUGCUAGUUGGUUAUCCGCCGUUCUGGGACGAAGAUCAGCACCGAUUGUACGUGCAGAUCAAGGCCGGAACGUACGAUUACCCGUCACCCGAGUGGGAUACCGUAACGCCGGAAGCGAAAAACCUAAUCAACCAAAUGUUAACAGUUAACCCGUACAAACGGAUUACGGCAGCCGAAGCCCUCAAACACCCUUGGAUCUGCCAGCGCGAACGCGUCGCAUCGGUUGUGCACCGACAGGAGACCGUAGACUGCUUGAAGAAGUUCAACGCCCGGCGCAAGCUCAAAGGUGCCAUCCUCACUACGAUGCUCGCCACCCGGAACUUCUCCAGCAAGAGCAUAAUGGCCAAAAAGGGCGACGGUUCGCAAGUGAAAGAAUCUACCGACUCUUCCUCGACCACGGUCGAGGACGAUGACUGCAAGGCCCGCCGGCAGGAGAUUAUCAAGAUCACCGAGCAGCUGAUCGAAGCCAUCAACAACGGAGACUUCGAAACCUACACCAAAAUCUGCGAUCCGCAUCUGACCUCGUUCGAGCCGGAAGCCCUGGGCAACCUGAUCGAGGGCAUGGACUUUCACAAGUUUAACUUUGAGAAUGUGCUCGGCAAGAGCAAUAAGGCCAUCAAUACGACGAUCCUGAACCCGCACGUGCACAUCUUCGGCGAGGACACGGCCUGCAUCGCGUACGUCCGGCUAACGCAGUACGUCGACAAGCAGGGACACCCGCACACGGUGCAAACCGAGGAAACCCGGGUAUGGCACAAAAAGGACAACAAGUGGCAGAAUGUGCACUUCCACGGUAGCCGCAACGGAAGCUUCAGCAACACUGCGACGCAGUACGACUUUGUCAAUCACAAGUAAACAAGGGCGGCCAAAUAACGGCGGCGGCGGCAUCGGUCCCCGCCGAUCAUCGCCACCUGCACCAACAACGCCGGCCAAUGUAGAAUCGGCGGAAGGGGGUGCGGCCAAAUAGAAUUUCGCUGAGAGAGAAAGAGAAAAAAAAACGCAUCAGAGAACGAGAUGGCGAGAGCGAGAGAGCGCGUGAGCAAACACAAACACACAUACACACACAAGUGAAAUCACUGGAAAUCCAUGGAGCAAAACGUAGCUAAAGAAUAUGAAAAAAAGUCUUAAAUUGUAUAGGAUUUAGGAAAACUCGAUUCGAUGGGAGGGGGACGUCGAAAUGACUCGAGACGAAGAUAAGGGUUCAGCAAAUCGCGUAAACAAGAAAAACAAAUGGUGCAAAUGGUUAGUCACAUUUUGGGUUUGAUGGAAAUCGAGAGAAGAAACCGGUGUUGUUUUGUUUACAUUAAUGGUAGAGAAAAACACGGAAAAUACAAAAAAAAUCGUUUUUGAGAAACCAAACUAAAAGAAUCAGUUAUUUAGCCACAAAGAGUCAUCAACACAAUCGGCAUCUGGGAUAUGGAAGCGUGGCGAAAAUGUGGGACAACCAGAAGAAAAGCAAAGUUAGGCCGUUGCCAAGGGAACAAGGGUCGGGAAUGCAAUGAAGGUAAGGGUCAUAGGACAAACGGAACAGCUGGCCAGAUUUUUUAACUUUUUUCUAUUAAAAAAACAGCAAACUUUUGAUCUAGCUCAAUCGAACUCCAGAAUCCUUAAGUGUUCUAGAAGAGGUAUUAAAAUUUCAUGUAGAAUCAUUAUUGCGCAUUUAGUUCUGCACUGGACUGCGCCCUUAGUCUUCGUAAGUACAAAAACAUUGCAUCAAAUCGAGUUCUCUGGAGAUACCGAGUUGAUUUAAUGCAAUCGCGUACUUUUAUUGACGUUAUCGCACUCCUGAAAACAAGUGCGAUAGUGCAAUGGUGAACUAAAUAAGCAAUAAUAUUCCCAAGCAGGGAUGGGAUCAUUCAUGUGCAAUCACUUACAUUCACUUGCUGUAGAACAAUGUAUUGUGGAUUUACCGGCUACUUGUAUUCUACCGGUUACUUGAGUGGCCGUUACAAAGUAGCCGUUUUCAUAUAAAAAUCAACUUGAUUGUCAAAAAAUGAAUGUCGCUGAAUAGCUAGUGGCAAAGAGAAAUAGCGCAUACAAUAAAAAUGUUUAAAAACAUGUUUAAGUUACUCUUUUUAAAAAACGGCUACUUUGGAGGCCAUACUGAAGCGACCAGUAGAACACAAGUAGCCGGUAAAUCCACAAUACUAGCGUAGCAUCAAUAUUGAAGGCUACAGAAGGCAGCAAGCGCAACUCUCCACUGCGUGAAUGUAAUUUACAUUCACGGCGUGGAGAGUUAUCUUCACAGCUCGCUCACGACUUCGGUAUGCGUGUGCGACCCUAAUGUUAUUCGGCAAACUUUCAGAUAAAACUACAACACAGACAAACAGACGUAACACUUGCAAAAUUUUCAUCGACCACGCUUUUAACGAUCAUUUUAAAUUUUCAUAGUUGUGCCUUUCACAACCAAUGGCGCGCGCAUCGUUUUUCUAUGCGUUUGACGUUUCACACUAGCGCCUUCUGUUGACGAUAUUGCACAACACAGUGAUUCGUGCAACUUUUCCACCAGGUGAUGGUAGUGUGAACUGGCCGAUGGAUUCCCAUGAAAAUCGUUCAAGGUGUUACGUCUGUUUACCUGUGACUACAAGGUUUUUUGAUAGCAUGCUUCUGAACUGAGAUAGUAGCAAGUGAAUGUAACUCUUUGCAAAUGAAUGAUCCCACCCCUGUUCCCAAGUAACCAAAGUUUCGCUUACCAAAACAAAAUACACUUUCAAGUUCCACAAAGUUCAGUUAAAGUUCAGAACCAAACUUUCAGACUGCUUACGAAACUGCAUGAAGCUAGGAGGAGCAUCCUAAACAGCUUUCAAGCUGUUUAGGAUGCUCACAUUAAACUUGAUUGAACUUUACACUGAACUUCCGGCAUUGUACGCUCCACAGCUUGGAAGCUGCCUAAGAUGCUCCUCGCAACUAUCUGUAGCUUGGUGCUUUGAAGAAGCCUAAAUUGUUAGUUCAACAAAAAGCUUUAUAAAAAAGUAGUCGAAAAAACUAGACCACAUAUUCCAUAUUUUAACCGUAAACCGAAAAAAGAUUCUAUUUUGUGAAACAACGAAGUCACGGUCGCCAUGUAUGUUGGUUAUACAGUUUGAUAUGGCUACCUUGAAGGCAGCACUAUGUGAUUGUGCAUUCAACAGUUUUGACUAAACAAUUUCUUCUAAAUUGGUAAUUUUGACCCUAUAAUGGUGCACCCUUCUUGGCAACGGUCGUCAUGAAUACAUUUCCACGUGGCAUUAAUUUUCUUUGAAAACUCAUUGAAAUAAUUAGAAUUAUCAUCAAAUAAAUCAGAAAAACUCAUCUCUCAACAAAACAUAAAACGCGAAACAAGCAAACGUGGCUAGGAAACUAAGGUGGUUAAUCGUGUCGAAGCAUUUUUUUAUGAUACCAACCUAAAUAUAAACUCAAACAAAUCAACUUACACGCAGUGGCAGUUUUCGUAUCUCUCCCGUUUAUUCUCCCCAAGAAAAAAAAGUAACAAAAAAUUCAAUAUUUCUUAAAUUUCUCUCUAUAAUUCAUGUUCAAACAAACCAAGUAUUUAAAGCAAAACAAGCAAAAACCAAUCAUCAAGUGACGUGAAAACUUUAAAACAAAGUAAAAACAAUGGGUACUUAAAAAAACAAACGCUAACUUAAGAAAAUGCUCUCUAGAACAUUUAAAAAUAAAAACUUGUAAGGAUAAAAUCCAAUCUUAGGUAAAACUGAGAAAAAAGCAACUACUAGUAGAUAAAAUUGAACAACAGAGAGGCAAACAACAACAAGUAACGGAAACCAUAGAAAUCUAUUGAAAACGUAUUAAACUAAUCGUUAGUGCUGUGCUACUUGGAAGAAAAUAAAAACAGGAACACUUUAGACAAGAAACAAAGGAAACGUUUGCUGCUGUGGUGUAAGACACAAGUAGAGCACGUGACGCGAGAAAAAGAGAAAGAGAGAGAGUGAGAAAUGUCAAGUCAGGUGAGCGUAAGCCUAAUAAACCCACUGUCAGCAGCAACCAUAACGGCACAGCAGACACAAAACUCACAUUCACACAGAAAGAAAAAAAAAAAAGAGACGCCCACACAAUCACAACACGAACACGAAGAUAAGAAUGUGUGCAAAAAAGAACAAAAGACGAAAUGGAUGAUAAACAUCGCAUCUUAAGCUACAACUACUACUAUUACUACUUACAAGCAGACAUCGUCGCCAUAUUAGAUAGAAAACGUUUAUAAAUACAUAAAAAUGAAGGAUAAUAUUGAAAGCAAACAAAACCCAACACUAUUUACGCGCAUAAUUGUAACAUAUGAUUAUCACCAAGCCACACGAAAAAAAAAACACGAAGCUAAUUUGAGCAGAAGAAUAGUACCAAACCGCGUAGUAAAGAAAGGUGGUCAAUCGAGUAGGAAUAGAAAGUGUAACUCUCGUCGUCGGAUCUUUUUUCUCUCACUUUCACACACAUGGCUAUCAAAACAAGAUCACACUCACUCACUCACUCACAUUCACAUCGAAUCAUUCUUCAUUCAUUGGCAUAGUCGCACUCACCAAUACCACCGUUCGCAGACACAUACACACGCCCUUGCACGGUGAAACAAAUGAAAACUUGUAGACAUGUAGAAUGACUAGCUAAAUCGGUUUUCAUGCAACCAAUGAACCAAAAAGCAAACUUAAGCGAAAGCUCGAUUAUCUCGGCUUGUUGACCAAAAGAAGAAACUAGAGAAAUUCGUCAAAUGAUACGGUAGCAUGUGCACUAGAAACUUUACGCGGCAAAGAAAGGUUAGGAUUGCGUAUUUCCUUUAUUUUAUGAAUCUUAUCAAAACAGUGGCAGACGAGAUCAGAACGGUUAAACGUUGGUGUGCGUUCCUACCUUUUGUACAGACCUUUUCUGCAGAAGGUAGGAACGACUCUUUCGUGGCGCUUUUCUGAUCGCUUGGUUGGCCAGCUUCACGAUCUUGACAAUUAUUAGCAACGGAAUGAUUAUUCAAGAAAUUUUAAUACAAAAAUGUUGUGAUCUCAUUGAUCCCUGUCCCCUCCGAAAAACGAACCCCCCGUUUUUGCACUAACGACCACGAUUGUAGACAUUAAAUCGAGGAAACAAAGAGUCAUCAAAGUAACGUCGAUAUGACCCCAUAGGGGUCAGAUAGAAGAAGCGACUCUUUUGACCUGGGCUCACCAUCUUGCCGCAUCGCCAGCGGCCAAAUCGAUUUGCGCGAGUAGAACAAAAAAGCGAUAUUUUUUUUUUUCGGAAUCAACGUGAAGAUAGGAAACGAUGACUUCAAAGCUCGUGGAAACUUACUACGGAGAAAGGGAGAAUCCUCGGCACGGCACAAAAAUCGAUUAUUAACCUCGCGGGCAUCCGACCGAACUGCGUCCACCAGAACAUGGAACCGUGACAAAAGGACGAUCCGGAAAGUUAACUGGGUCUUUUCAAAAGUUGCUUACGGUCGUGAAAAGUUUUUUUUCCUAUCUCCUCCGCCUACUGAGUGCGUUGGAAUGCAUAACAACGGUGAAGAAGCUCCGGUUGAGUAUCUGAAGAAACUGAACAAGCGAACCGCGGCACGCGGCACGGAGAUUGAGGAUGAUUAACGAGAGCCGACGAAAGUGAAAAUGGAAAUCAAUCUUCUUCGGAUCGGACCACUUCGGUUCGGGGGAGGGCGAAUUAACCUGGACACUGGAGAAGAAGCGCGGCAGCGGAAGACACCAAGGCCUAACAGAACAUAUAACGGUGUCAAUCCUCGAGCAAAUCUCCGUUUGUCGUCGUGGAUAGUCCUUGCUGGAGCAAAGUGUGCCUCUCGUGCGGCCAUAACCAUGAGGAUUCCGGAGAAACAGCUGUUGUAGUUAUCUGCCAGAAACAAACCCACACCGUAGUAACCGAGGUCGUAGGAAUCCCUCGCCCUGCUCGCGUAAUAUCCAAACCAUUAAUAAUUCAUGUUGGUUCUAGUUGAUUUGUGUUGACGGGGCAUUCAUCGUGUACGUGUACCUUGCCGGGGGCACGACCCGUACCGCCCGCCAAUCGAAACGGGUGGAUGGACGUUAAUGGUGGCAGAAGAAGUAGAAAAAACGGCACGCAAUGCUUCAGCACGAACACAUGCAACACGGAUUUCACAUUACAGAGCUUUCACCGGACCUAUUGUUGGCAGGCGGUGGUGGUUCCGUCACAGUUCAUUCGCCGAGAAAAACAACUUUCUGGGACAAAGUGCAUGCCCACUUAUCGCGGACGAGCAAAUUACAACAGGGCAAUUACGCACUGAUGCAAAAAAGAGCGCUGAAUUUGUUGGUUGCCUAAAACUGCAUCAUCAACUAAGAUCACGUUUUCAUGAUCGUUUUUAAACACAUGGGUGAAAACGUGAUGAACAAUUCACGAAACCUGGGCUGUGAUUUACGGAUGAAGAUUUUUCCGUGCAUCGAGCGUCAAGCACGCGGUUCUGCGUAUCUCAUCCAGUUGAUUAUUUUUUCAAGGGUUCUCGCCGGAAAAAAAAUCCAAUAUCACGAAUCCACGCGUAGUAGGCAUCGUUUACGGGCGCGGGCGGAGAAGCCAGCUAAUAAAUCGCUUUUCUUUUCGAGGUUAUUGGAUACUGGAAGAAGAUAAUUCGGUUCCCGUUUGAGAUGGUGCGCUCGCGAUAGCUUUAAAUUACUAACACGUUCCCGCAAGCUUAGAUACAGUGAGAAAGUCACGCACGUGGCUCACCAACUAAAUUGCUAGCAACGAACGAAGCGUGUCCCACGUGUCAGACAGACUGAAGCUAAUCUGUCACCUGCCAAAAACCGUCGCUGAAUAUUACUGUAUUUUUUUCUGUGAAGAUAAUUUUCAAAGCAAAAUAGGGGAUGUAGCGAUGUAGCAUAGACAAUUUGUUCAUAAUCAUUCACGACAACAAUACAUUGCACGUAAAUGUGUUAUGAUAGUCAAUUUGCUUCUCUCCUAGAAAGCUAUAUGGAGAAUAGACUUGAUGGUAAUGGAAACUUGUUGUGGCUGUUGGAAGCGAGCUCCUAGUUGCUAUGUGCUCGUACAACCACAGAAACGGAAGAAAUCGAAAUGUUUUGAAUUUUUUAAAAACCAUUGCUUGCACGUAAGCGCGAUGCAUUUUUUAUCGUCGUGUUGUGAACCUUCGACUUGAGACGGCGAGAAAGAUGCUACAGGGUAUGGAAAGUUUAAGGAACGGGAUUUGGCUUCCAGUGAGGCAGCUAAAUAAUGCAAUGGGCGAUAAACGGUUGGAUUCGAUGUUUAGAUACGUGGGACGUUUGCACUCACAUAUGCCAUGACUUGACUACACGUAAUAUGCACGUGGAUGAUCAGCAAAUCAUGAUUUUUCAGUAUUCUCAAGGAUGGCACAAUCUCAUCAAUAGAAAGUAAAUGACGAACUACAAAACGAGAAUAAUUGUUCGAAAUGAAUUUUUAAAUACCUAAAUUUUACUGUGCAAUAACGAGUAAGCCCACUUGAACAGCGAUUCUCGCUGGGGAACAGGGUUGCCAGAUGAUUUUUUUUAAAUACAAAACUCUCGUAGAAAACUGUUUUCCAUACAACAAUAAAUAACUCCGCUAACCCAAAUAAUCUGUAUUUCAUACAAAACGCAAUCUGUAUGAAUGUUCUAAAUUCUGUAUUUCUGGCAUCUAUGCUGGAGAACUGUUUCGUAAUAAGUCCGAUUAUGCAAGUGUAAAACAACAUAAAACGAGCUCACCAAAUAUAAUUGCGUGGGUCAUUACCACGAUGACAUCACUUUGUGCAUGGAACAAAGUCAUGUUUUGAAAAAUUUAUUGGAAAAAGUUAUUAUCAACUCCAAGAGAUACUUGUUGAACUACAACCGUAAAUUGGUUCAUAAAUCCAAUAUGAAAAAAAUAACUUCCUAUCAUUCUGAAGGUAUCUCCAGCCAGGUCAGGUAUGCAACCAUUGGAAACACUAAUCAUUGCCAUUGCAAAAAAAAAAGUUAUUUUAUGGAAUGAAAGCGUUACUCCAAAAUCAACAGACACUCCAUAAUGUUUCCCGGCAUCGUCCCAGUACGAUAGCUCUAGGUUGUUGUCGUGUGUUUUCUAUCUUUCAACUUUUCCAAACUCGAUAGCUUUGAACUAGAUCCACAUCCUUUGCGAUACGCUUUACUGGAAUAACAAUCGUAGAAAAAAAUUAAAACUUCACGGUUAGUUAAUUUUAUUGAAACGAAUGUGCAAUGUAAGUCACGAACACUAACAAACAACGCAUAUAAAAAUACUAACACAAGCAAAGUUAAAACUCCACCACUUAAUGCACCGUUUAACUUUCCAUUAUGUCGCACACUUUUUCCUCUUUUUAAACAAAAAUCAAACCAAAAGUUAUAAAAAAGCAGAAUUUUUCCCUCCUCUCUCACACUGUUUAAUCAAAGCGUUCAAAGCGAAAGCUUACCAGAAGAAAGCAAGUAUAGAAAGAAACCCAUCAGCUAAGAAUAUGCAAAGCAACAAAGAUCUCUUUAAAUACACAUAUAUUUUUGAAUAUUCGUUUUUUGACCUUAUACGAGAUGGAAUCACUUGUUAUUAUAUGCAGUUAAUGGGAAGAAGAAAAGCCAUAAACGAUUUAGGAGAAGCGCUGGAAUGCAAAAUAGUAAACGUUAUAUAACUAUAAAAUAGAGAUCAUACAGCCAGAAACACAGACACAUAUACAAUCACCCGUACCUAUACUUGUAAAGAAUGGAAAACAAACGCAAACCCAACCAACCAAAACAAGACAGCAGAUACGGCACGCAACUCUCUCACUCUCGAUUGAUUCAAAAUAAAAAGGAAAAAAAAAACAAAAAAACGUUUGGCGAGAAAACGAAGAAAUGCGAACCCAGAAGAAUAGCGAAAUGUCUGAAAUCCCAGAACGUGUUAACGCGAUUACUACUACAUACAUAAACAAACAUAUAUUGUCGAACGAAAGCAUAGCUCUUUUUCUCUCUUUUUAGUCCCUUUUCAAAUAAUCGAAUUACACAACGUCACAUACAUACACUCUCACACACACCAAUACAACCCUCAAUCCAGAAAAGAGAAAAAAAAACACUAAAAUCCCCUUGAAUCAAAUUUAAAACAAUGCAUUGGUGACGCAAAAGUGUGCGUGCGUGAAAGUCCCAUUCGUUCGUUCGUUCGUUGGUUGAGAUGAUUAUGAUGAUAAUGUUGAGAAGGACAAUGCAAAGUAAAAGUCACAAAUUUGCAUCUAGCAUUUUUUUUUUUGAAUUUUUAAACGUGACCAUAUAUUAAAGUAAAAAGAAAAGAACAAGUAACAACACUUAACAAAAGGAAUAUUUAUAUGUAAAAGUGCGUGCAUUUGUAUUUGUAUUUUGUCUCUUUGAACGAAGAAAACUUAAAAUAUUAUAAAGAAAGCAAAGCAAAAACAGACACACACACACAUACACACAAUCACACAUAAACACAAACGAUUACAAGAAAUUCAACGCGAUUAGAAAUCAGAAAAUUGUGAAAAUUUUUAAGCUAAAACAAACAAAAAAAUGCGACGAUGCGGACGAGAAACUGAAGAAAAAUACCAAAAAGUAACAUGACAACUCAAUGACACACUAACACAUGAACACACGAAGACAGCGACAAGUCACCAGAAUCCAUUCUGAAAGCAGAUUGAAGAAACCAAGAUAAAUCUCAGCAACAAGCUUAAUGUGAAUUGUACGAGCCAGUCUCACAAUUUUAGCAAUCAAAUUUACUCUCUCUCACACCAAACACACUCGUACACUCACACAGAACUCGACACAGCCGGCGCAUGCAUGACACGAUCAUAAACACACACAAACACAGGCAAUACAGAAUGGUAACGAAGAAGAAGAAAAAAAAACCCUGGAAAUCUCAAAUCACACAUCUGCGUCUGUGUAGGAAUGGAAAACAACAACAACCAGAACAACCGAAACAGCAAACAGCAAGAAAACGAAACACGAAUGAAAAAAAAAAAAAAAACAAACGUGACGAGUGCGAGUGCAAACACAGGAGAACGGUAAAACAACAACACACAGAAAUACACAUAAUAUUAAAUUUAAUAUUAAAUUAUAUAUAAAUAAUGAUGGACAACGGCAAAGAAGAAGAAGCAAAAACACGGAAGAAAAAAAAACAGAAAAAGCAGAAAAUAUUUAAGAGUAAAUUGUUUAAUCUAGUCUUCAAAGGUAAUUAAAAUUAAAGUGAAACAUAAGAAGAAGAAGAAGAAAAGCAUGCAGCAAAGAAUGAAACGGAAGGUGGCGUGGAAGAAAAAAAAUCCAACAGAAAGAAACAAAGAGCAAGAAAAAGAAAACUAUUAAAUAUGAAUAAAUAAUUUAAAAGAGAUAAAAAUAAAGGAAAAUGGAAAGAAA
Aedes albopictus (Asian tiger mosquito) is the source of this 12143-nucleotide messenger RNA. It is a transcript of the gene CaMKII, whose product is annotated as calcium/calmodulin-dependent protein kinase type II alpha chain. NCBI's taxonomy places the organism in Eukaryota, Metazoa, Arthropoda, Insecta, Diptera, Culicidae. The transcript has 4 exons. The record is from RefSeq and is a predicted model, not a curated record. Gene Ontology annotation, molecular function: calcium/calmodulin-dependent protein kinase activity; calmodulin binding; ATP binding. The coding region runs from base 1276 to 2748 and encodes 490 amino acids. Gene Ontology annotation, biological process: protein phosphorylation.